This is a messenger RNA of Aspergillus ruber CBS 135680, 709 nucleotides long. RefSeq lists its product as uncharacterized. The coding region runs from base 154 to 612 and encodes 152 amino acids. The transcript is spliced from 2 exons. NCBI's taxonomy places the organism in Eukaryota, Fungi, Ascomycota, Eurotiomycetes, Eurotiales, Aspergillaceae. The record is from RefSeq and is a predicted model, not a curated record.
UCUCUUGUACAAUACAGACACUGAGAGUUGUUAGAAGAACAGAGACUUAUAUGUCGAAUUCUGCAGGUAAUUUGUUAAAUAAUCAUUCUCUGGUCUGUGAAUGAACGUCAUGCCAUCGGUCUGUACUUUUGCCUCCUUACUACCACUAGCUCCAUGCACUUAGUACCACCGUGUACCACUCCGUAUCCGUACCCCCAGUCCAGCCUUUUUCCUUUACAUUCCUUUACAUCUUUUUGGCCGAUAUGGAAUACUAGUCCAUUUAUUGGAUACAGUCGAGAUACAUUAUCCCCCAAUUGCAAUGAAUCCGAAUAUAACCUCGUGAUAGUCGCCAUUGCGGACCCACGGUUACCAGCUUGUUGCUUUCUGUAUCGGAGUACUAUGGGACUAGUAGCACGGGAUCUACCCAGGACGCUUGUAACGUUGAUAGCCACUGUCCACGGAUCGCCCCGGGCAAGCAGUUGUGACGUUGUGUGGACAAGUCGCAUUGGCUCAAGAGGCGGGGGAAAAAGACUCUUUGGAACGACUCCGGUUGAUGUAUCAAUGAACCCUGGUUUUAAUGCACGCGAUUAUAAGGAUUGUUUGCUAUCAGAGCUGGUUCCAAGUCUCUUUUGAUUUACCCUUACCCCUCUUCUCUGCACCGGUUCUUCAUGCACUCCCCGGCGAAUGGCCCGCGCUCCGGCAUUCCAUGCACAUAAUACAAGUAGCAUAA